AUGAAGUUCCUCAAGGUUGGCCGUGUUGCCAUCAUCACCCGCGGCAGAUAUGCUGGCAAGAAGGUUGUUUUGAUCCAACCACAAGAUUCUGGAACCAAGUCUCACCCAUACCCUCACGCCCUGGUCGCCGGUAUUGAGCGCUACCCACAGCAAAUCACCCGCCGCAUGUCCAAGACCCGUCAAACCAAGCGAUCCAAGGUCAAGCCAUUCAUCAAGGUCAUCAACUACAACCACUUGAUGCCAACAAGAUACACACUCGAAUUGGAGGGAUUGAAGGGUGUUGUUACUGCGGAUACUUUCAAGGAGGUUUCUCAGCGGGAGGACGCGAAGAAGACUGUGAAGAAGGCUUUGGAGGAGAGAUACACUUCUGGAAAGAACAGAUGGUUCUUCACUCCUCUUAGAUUUUGA
Molecule: messenger RNA, 408 nt
Organism: Cadophora gregata
Lineage: Eukaryota; Fungi; Ascomycota; Leotiomycetes; Helotiales; Ploettnerulaceae
Exons: 4
Coding region: 1-408 (135 amino acids)
Biological process (GO): translation
Cellular component (GO): cytosolic large ribosomal subunit; ribosome
Molecular function (GO): structural constituent of ribosome
Source: RefSeq, a predicted model, not a curated record